Messenger RNA from Rotaria sp. Silwood2, 1374 nucleotides. The record is from the annotation of a GenBank genome assembly. NCBI's taxonomy places the organism in Eukaryota, Metazoa, Rotifera, Eurotatoria, Philodinida, Philodinidae.
AUGCAAGAAGUUAUUUUACGUGGACCACCAUAUUGUAUGCUUGAUCUUACACCGCAAGAAAUAAUUGCUAAAAUAAAAAAACCACCACCAUUACUAAGACCUUCAGUAUCAAAACAAACAGCACCACCUGAAUAUAUUAAUUCAAUGAAACAAUGUUGGGCCGAACAACCAGAAUCAAGACCAUCAUUUAAUGAUCUUGCUCAAUCGAUUAAAUUACUUAAUGGUGGAAAGAAAGUAAAUAUUGUUGAUACAAUGUUUAAAAUGCUUGAACAAUAUUCAAAUAAUUUGGAAGAAUUAAUUCGUGAACGAACAACACAACUUGAAGAAGAAAAGAAAAAAACUGACAAACUUUUAUCACAAAUGUUACCACCGAGUGUUGCUGAUAGUUUGAAAUCUGGUAAAGCAGUUGAAGCUGUAUGGUACGAAUGUGUAACAAUUUAUUUUUCUGAUAUUGUUGGAUUUACGACAAUAUCAGCAUUAAGUAGUCCAAUGGAAGUUGUUGAUUUAUUAAACGAUUUAUAUACAAUGUUUGAUUCAAUUCUUGAAGAUUUUGAUUGUUAUAAGGUUGAAACGAUCGGUGAUGCAUAUAUGGUAGUCAGCGGUCUUCCAAUUCAAAACGGAACACAACAUGCAUCAGAGAUAGCUAUGAUGGCAUUAACACUUUUACAUGCAUGUGGUAAAUUUAAAAUUCGUCAUAUGCCUGGUGUACCAUUACGAUUACGUAUUGGUCUACAUUCCGGUGCGUGUGUUGCUGGUGUUGUUGGUCUCAAAAUGCCUCGAUAUUGUCUAUUUGGUGAUACAGUUAAUACAGCAUCACGAAUGGAAUCGACAAGCAUGGCUUUUCGUAUUCAUACAAGUGAAACAACAGCUGGAUUAUUAGAAAUAAUCGGUGGAUUUCAGUUAGAAUAUCGUGGUAUUACAGAAAUUAAGGGUCGAGGUAAUUAUAAAACUUAUUGGCUUUGUGGAAAAAAUGGUUUUGAUAAAGAAUUACCAGCACCAGUUAUUUCCGAAAAUAAUCAUGGUCUUGAUCAAGAACUUGUUCGAUUAGUUGAAGAAAGAAGAGCACAAGAACAAGAAGCUGCUAAAAAUAAAACAACAAAUAAUCAAAUUGAAGUGAAACCAACUAUUGAAACAGUAUCCCCAAAAGGAUCUAUACCACCAGCAAAUACAACUUCCGCUUCGAUUAAAAUGAAUAAUAAUGACAAAACAGAUGAUUUAUUAAGAUUUACUCCACCACCAUCUAAUAAAAAAUCACUAUUUACAUCAAAUUCAACAACUCAAAACAUAACUUCAAAUGAACUUCCAGCAAAAUUACAACAACAAAUGAAUGGACCCACUGGACCUAUACGAAAGUCAACGAAAGUAAAAUGGUGA